Molecule: messenger RNA, 4848 nt
Organism: Eriocheir sinensis (Chinese mitten crab)
Lineage: Eukaryota; Metazoa; Arthropoda; Malacostraca; Decapoda; Varunidae
Product: neuroligin-2-like
Exons: 11
Coding region: 837-3902 (1021 amino acids)
Biological process (GO): chemical synaptic transmission; synaptic vesicle endocytosis; modulation of chemical synaptic transmission
Cellular component (GO): postsynaptic membrane; synapse; cell surface
Molecular function (GO): neurexin family protein binding; signaling receptor activity
Source: RefSeq, a predicted model, not a curated record
UGCGGGCCUGGCCACCGUGACGGAAAGAGGUGCGUCACUGCUGCUCACAAAAACUCCAGUGUAAUCGUCUCUUUAAUACGUGUACUGCCAAAGCGAGCACGAAAGAUAUUGCUAAACAGUAUCUUCAAGCGAGAAAUAUCGAUCCAUACGCAACCACUGUACGUUAGUAAGCAUAUGGGGCGGCUGAGAUAUAGAUGUAUGGAUAUUAAGUUUGUUGAAGUGAAGUGAAUAGCAGGAAAGAAUAGUAGAUUGCAAAGGUGAUAUCACAGGUAAAUUAAUGAGCCAAACUGAACAAUCAAGACACAGGCAGAAAAGCAUCAGGUGAAGAGGCAAUAUUAUUCUACUCUCGCCAAAUAUUGCGAAAGAGGAGGCGCCACGCUCCGCCGCCAUCACCCCCACACCUGCCGCCACCAUUGCCGCCGCCGCCGUAGUCUCCACCUCGCCUCAUCUCGGGGUCAGGGUGGAUGUGACCUCUCCCCGCCCAGCAUGAGCCGCCCCCCGAGAAGUGUGACCCCUAGGCUCGGCGUGCGGGGCCCCCCGGCCAGCCUGAGGCCCCAGGCCGCGCACUGACGCCCUCCUGUAUCGGGGGCAAGGCGUGGGUGGCGCGGGUGGCGCGGCGCGAGGCCCUGACCAUCGGGCGACUUGCUGAGGCUGCGCGGGGCGGCCAUGAGACGCUAGGGCUGGCCGGGGGGAGGAGAGCAGCCCGGGGCAGCCAUGCACACGCCGGCGAUGGCCUUGGCUGCGGGGACCCGCCCGUCCACCCACCCGCGAGCGACUGGCCAUCACGCCCUGGUCCUCGGCGGGGCGUGACGUGCCGGCGCCGCCGCCGCAGCAGCAUGAGCCUCGCGUGGGUGGUGUGGGCCGCGGUGGCCAGCGCCGGGGUGAGCGGCGGCCACCCUGACCAGGUGCUGAGCCGCACCGUCAACACCAAAUACGGCCAGGUGCAGGGCUUUAUCCGCCACCACGCCAAGCACCCGCUGCCGCCCGUCGACGUGUUCCUCGGCGUGCCCUACGCCUCCCCGCCGCUCGGGGACGGCCGCUUCACCCCCACCAGCAGCCCGCUGCCCUGGGACAAUGUGCGCCGCUGCACCGAGCGGCCACCAGCCUGCCCGCAGCCCCUGCCGCCCCCGCCCUACGAGGACGACAACGAGAUCCCUGCCCGUGCCGCCCAGCUGGCCUCCCUCAGGCGGCUUCUGGAGCGACAGAGCGAGGACUGCCUCUACCUCAACAUCUACAGCCCCCACGACGGCGGUGGGCUCUAUCCUGUCAUGGUGUACAUUCACGGCGAGGACUUCAUGAAGGGCUCCGGCAACUUGUACGACGGGAGCGUCUUGGCGGCGUACGGACAGGUGACGGUGGUGACAAUGAACUACCGCCUGGGGCCCCUCGGUUUCCUCAACACAAGCCCCAACGCCAGCGGACCCGGAGUCGUGGGCAACCAAGGACUCAUGGACCAGCUGGCCGCCCUCACAUGGGUCAACGAGAACAUUGCCUUUUUCGGCGGCGACCCACAAAGAGUCACCAUCUUCGGCCACGCCUCCGGUGCCGCGUGUAUCAACUACCUAAUUGUGUCCCCCGUGGUGGUGCCAAAUCUUUUCCAGCGGGCGAUUCUCAUGUCCGGGUCGGCGCUGAGUCCCUGGGCGGAGGUACAAGAUGCGCUCUCGGUCACGGCACGUCUUGCUAAGCUCCUCAACUGCUCUCUGCCCUCGAGCCUCAGCGACAGGCACCCGGAGACCAUCAUCUGCCUGAGGAACGUCUCGGCGGACCGGCUGGCCACGCUAAGCCUCCCGCAGUACAAGUUCACGUCGCUCUUCGGGCCGAGUGUCGACAAUGUGGUUGUGACGCAGGACUUCAAGACUCGGAUGAAGAGGGUGCUGGAGAAGAGAGGGUUGAGCGUCAUGUUCGGAGUCACGGAGGCUGAUGGCUUCCCUCAACUGAACAAAGAGCAGGUGAGGGAUGGACUGGACGUGUCGGCGCGGAACAGGCUGCUGCGGACUUACGUGAGGAAUGUGUACCACCACCACCUGCAGGAGAUCUACCUGGCCAUCACGAAGGAGUACACGGACUGGGGCAACCCUUCGCAGCAUCCCUACGUGGUGAGGAACUUGGUGGUGGAGGCCAUUAGCGACGGCUCGUACCUGGCGCCCCUCAUGCAGUUCGGGGAGAUGGUGAGCAGCCAGGCGCCCACCUACAUGUACGUGUUCAGCGAUGGCAACCACCACCACGAUAAGGACAAGAAGUCAUUCGGGAGUGUGUUUGGAUCCGAGGUUCCACUAGUGUUCGGAGCUCCGUUCAUGGACGAUCCGAAACACUGGCCCGAUAAUUUUUCGAACCCCGAUGCCCACGUCUCCGAGCUGCUCAUGAGGUACUGGACCAACUUCGCCAAGACCGGGAACCCGAACCUCCCCGUGGACACGAAGCCGAUGUUUUCGUACAAGGACCGCGGCACCAGACAGAAGAACGUCACUUGGGAGCAGUACGAGACCAUGUACGAGCGAUUCCUUGAUAUCAGCGGUAACCGUCUGCGCCUCAGGGACCACUACAGGGCUCACAAGGUUGCCCUCUGGAACUGGCUGAUUCCCGAGCUGGAGGAGGCCGGUGCUAAGUACCCCGACGCGAACUCCGAGGCGUGGCACUCCUCCGAGGACCCCAAGCACUUCAUCGGCCCAGUCAGACCUCUCGACCCCUUCAGAUUCCUGCACACCACCACCGCCUCCAUCACCUCCGAGCCCCCCGCCCUGCCCACGCCCAGCGACGAGUACCUCCCACCCAAUGUCAGCGCCGCCCACGGGGGUGAUCACAGACCAGUGAACAGAACCUCGGAGGCGGUGACGGGGUCGCCUGGCGGGCAGUUCCUUGACUACACCACGGCGCUCACCCUCACCGUGGCUAUCGGACUCUCCUUGCUGGUGCUCAACGCCAUCCUGUUCGCGGCGCUCAUCUACAAGAGGGACAGGAAUUCCCUGGGGCCCAAGAUGAAGUACGACAGCGCGUCCGCCCAGCCGCUGUGCACCGUGGACAGCGGAAUGCGCUCUGUGUCCGCCCACGAGGUGCUCUCCUCACCAGUGAAGGAGGGGAAGCAGGCGUGCGGGGUGGACCUGCAAUGCACGGAGAUCCACACCUUCCCCACGCCGCCCGACAUCGGGGACCGCAACACGGAGGUCACGUUCCACACCAGCAACUCCAUGCACUCCAUCCUCUCGCAGCCCACCAGCCAGUUCAUCCCGCCGCCGCCGCUCCUCGCCACCACGCCGCCCACCCCGCCCGUCUCCGGCCAACUCAGCGACGGGCUUGACGGCGGGGCAUGCUCCGGAGGGCGGUGUUACCCCGACGCCCCCAACGGACAGUACCCGGACAUCAACCCGCCGGGGCAGUUCCCUCCUGACGUGGGCCAAUAUCCUUCAGACAUUACCAGCAGUCACUUCCCUGAGCAGUAUCGAAGCAACGGAGGCGGCGGAGGGGGAGGCGGCGGCGGUGGAGGCGGGGGUAGUCAGUGCGGGGAACCGAACAUGUAUCCCACCACGUCAGCGUCGCAGUGCACGCAAUACUGCCACCACUACCCGCCCAGCGUCAGCCAAUACUCGUCCUCCACUGACCAGUACUCAAUAUCGGGAAGCCAAUUCUCCAGUCCGGGGGCGCCGUGCUCCACGUCAACGUGUCAGUUUACAGAGUCCGGAGUGUCGUAUCUCCCCAAGCCGGCGUAUAGUGACGAUGGGGGCCAGCCGGAGGGGGUGGUGGGGGGCGAAGGGGGUCAGCCGCGGGGGGCCAGCCGGAGCGCCACGCUACAAAGGGGCUCAUCAAACAGGAAGCCCCAGCCGCCCCCCCGAGGCUCCACGCUCCCCGCCUACGCCACGCUCCCCCGCCAAAGCUCCAAAGAGUCUCUGUCGCACAUCAAUGCCUGAACCACCGCCGCCACCACCACCACAAUGCUCGGUAGCCGCCACUCCGCCACCACCACACCGGCAGCACCACCACACCACCACCACUUGUACCACUACUAAAGACACUACGAAGAGCCAGACACUUUAUCUUUACGCUGAAAACGAUAGAAAACAGUGAACGGUUUCUCACGCCACGCCCCAGAAAACGAUGAAUGAUUUCCUCUUUCCCACACUAGAGACUGAUGAACGAUUUCUUCCUCUACAACAGAAAACGGUAAACUGUUCUCCGCUCUCCUCAACAGAAAACGGUGAACGGUUUUUAGGUCACUCACAGGCCGCCAAGAAGACUAAAAACCACCGAUUUUCUUGUUUUUUGUUCAUAAUCAAAUGAAAAGAAAACUGUCUGCGGUGGUGGUGUGUGUUUGUACGUGUUUGUGUGCGUGGAUGUGUGUAUGUGUGCGUUUGCCGAAGCUCCAUGUACGUAUACAGGCGUGGUGACGUAGGUGGUGAAGGCCUCUCUCUGUGUGUGUGCAUGUCUGUGUGCGUGCGUGUAGAUUUUUUGUAACGUGUGAAGGUGAUUUAGACAAGACACGUGCACACGACAGGUAACUAACUGGCUCAUCUGUGAAGGAACAUUAAUGGGUUUCACACCUUUUCUUAUAUAAUUAGUAAAGAUGUGUGUGUGUGUGUGUGUGUGUGUGUGUGUGUGUGUGUGUGUGUGUGUGUGUGUGUGUGUGUGUGUGUGUGUGUGUGUGUGUGUGUGUGUGUGUGUGUGUGUGUGUGUGUGUUACUGUGUCACUCGAGAAUGCCAAAUAAGUAUCAUCACUCUUAGACGCGACUCACCUUUAUGUAUUUCUCUCUUGGUGUCAGAAUUGGUCAGGUGAGGAAAUAGGAGGAGGAGGAGGGGAGGAGCAGGGGAGGGAGAGGACAGCAUCCCUUCUAAUUAACACUCCAGCACACCUUGCCA